Antechinus flavipes (yellow-footed antechinus) is the source of this 1571-nucleotide messenger RNA. Its product is annotated as actin-3. The record is from RefSeq and is a predicted model, not a curated record. Lineage: Eukaryota; Metazoa; Chordata; Mammalia; Dasyuromorphia; Dasyuridae. The transcript has 9 exons. The coding region runs from base 317 to 1492 and encodes 391 amino acids.
UUGGAGAUCUUCUUCCACCUUAACACUGACCUAAGCUUUCCUAAGGUUGACUCAUCAACCCGAGCUCUAUGACUUCCAAUGUAGUAGUCUUUUCACCAUUCAGCACUGGCCAGGAAGGUGUCUAGAGCUGAGUAGAAGCCAGACAAAGGGGACUCCAGCCCAGGAGCGAUCCCAGCCCAGUAGGGUAGGCAGAAGUGAGUCCCAGGACCCCCAUGGUCAGAGAUGUAGGUACUGCAAAGGUCACAAUGCAGACAGGUCUUGCAAAAUCAGGAUCCAAGGAUACCUGGGUCAGUGAACAAGGAGAGUCCUUGUGGAGAUGGUUAUAAAUGCUUGGGGUCGCCAAAGCCAAACAUCCACCAAAAAGAUUGGAGAAGUUGAAGGUUCUUUGGCUGUUAUAUUUGACGGUGGUUCCAGAUACUUCAGAGUGGGAUAUGGUGGAGAACGGGCCCCUCGAUUUGUUUUCCCAUGCGUGGUUGGGCGCUACAAAAAGCAGAAUGUGAUGCAUGGAUUGGAUGAAAAGGAUACUUUCAUUGGUGAUGAAGUCACUGAUAAUUGGACAAAGCUCACAGUGAAAUACCCUGUUGAACAAGGAAUUGUCACCAACUGGGAGGACAUGGAAAAGAUCUGGCACCAUGCUUUCUACAAUGUGCUCCGGGUAGACCCAGAAGAACACCCCCUCCUAGUGACUGAAAGCAUCACCAACCCAAAGGCCAAUAAAGAGAAGUUAGUUGAGAUUAUGUUUGAAACUUUUGGAGUUCCAGCCUUGUACGUAGCCAUCCAGGACAUUUUGUCCCUUUUUUCUUCAGGCCGGACCACCGGGUUUGUGGUGAAUUCUGGGGAUCAAGUGACCUACCAUGUAGCCAUCAACGGUGGCUACAUCAUGUCUGGUACCAUCAUGAACCUGGAGGUGUCUGGCCAGGACCUCUCUACGUACCUUAUGAAGCUUCUCAAUGACAAAGGCUACUCCCUGAAGACCCGGGCUGAAUGGGAAAUGGUCAGAGACAUCAAGGAGAAAUUGUGUUACGUGGCUUUGGACUGCGGGGAGGAGAUGGACACCGAAGAAUCCUCCAUACAAAAGAAAUACAAGCUCCCUGAUGGUCGCGACAUCACUGUGGACAAAGAGAGGUUCCUCUGUCCUGAGGCUUUGUUUGAACCAUCUGUGCUUGGGGUCCCAUUUCCAGGUCUUCACAAAAACAUAUAUGAAAGCCUCAUAAAACAUGACUUUGAAAUAAGGAAGAUCUUUUAUGUGAACACUAUCCUCUGCGGGGGCAACAUGUCAUUCCCUGGUGUGGGUGAACGGGUGGCGAAGGAAAUCAAGGAACAAGCACCCAAGAUGACUAAGAUUAAGGUGGUUGUGCCAGCAGAAUGCCGCUUCUCUUCCUGGUUUGGCGGCUCCCUCUUGACCACUCUGAACUCUUUUCAACACAUGUGGAUCUAUGACUAUGAAUAUGAGGACUGCGGCAGCUCCAUCAUUCACCAACGACAGUUCUGAAUUUGGUCCAGCCCCCGCGUCCCAGUUCUGAGCUGCGUAUCCUCAGAUGUUCUCAAUAAAAAGCUGGGGUGCCGAGACA